CGGUUGCACAUCUUUUGGAGGUGGACCUCGGCACUCAGCAUCUUCAUCCCCCACCCAAAACCUUCAUCUGUUUCGGCACCUUUUGUUUCUCUACUCUCCGUUCCUCCGGUUCGUCGCAUCGGACGUGUGGAGCCCUCAUGGGCAGUGUUCUGGCCUUAGCUGGUGCGGGCCGUCAGAACUGGCCUUUCUCCUCGGACACACCCCCUACCCAGUGGGACACGCCCCUUCCUCACUGGGAUACGCCCCCUCGCUGGGAGAGGAGGGACGGACGCCUCCCCAACCCCGGGAGCUUCCAUGCCCUGCAUCACUCGUGCAAGGAUGUGUUCCCACAGCAGAUUGAAGGAGUAAAGAUGAUGGUCAACAAAACCCUUAGCAGCUUCUUCAAAGCCAGUCAUACCUUCCACCUCAGUGCAGUGAGUCCGUCUCAGUACCGCUUCCAUGUGGAGCACCGUCAGUCUGACAGUCACGGCAAAGAUACGGACUCCCCCGUGCUGAUCGGUGAGAUGGACUCCUCCGGCAGUCUGAAUGCUCAUUCGCUGCUGCAUCUUAGCGAGCGAAUCAGGGCCAAGGCUGUGUUUCAGACCCAGCAGGCUCAGUUCAUGACGUGGCAGUUUGAAACGGAGUACAGAGGAAGUGACUUCACAGCUGCUGUUACCAUGGCGAACCCUGAUGUCCUACGGGAGUCAGUGAUCCUGGUUGCCCACUUCCUCCAGAGUGUGUGUUCAGGACUGGUGUUGGGAGGAGAGCUGGUCUACCACAGAGGAAGACAUGAAGAGGGAGGCAUUCUCACCCUGGCUGGGCAGUACUCAGGACAAUGACCCAACACACCUCCAGGCUGUGUAAGGGCUAUUUGACCAAGAAGGAGAGUGAUGGAGUGCUGCAUCAGAUGACAUGGCCUCCGCAAUCACCCAUCCUCAACCCAAUUGAGAUGGUUUGGGAUGAGUUGGACCGCAGAGUGAAGGAAAAGCAGCCAACUAGUGCUCAGCAUGUGGGAACUCCUUCAAACUGUUGGAAAAGUAUUCCAGGUGAAGCUGGUGAGAGAAUGCCAGAGUGUGCAAGGCUGUCGUCAAGGCAAAUGGUGGCUAUUUUGAAGAAUCUGAAAUAUAAAAUAUAUUUUGAUUUGUUUAACA
Messenger RNA from Oncorhynchus nerka (sockeye salmon), 1130 nucleotides. RefSeq lists its product as uncharacterized. The record is from RefSeq and is a predicted model, not a curated record. Gene Ontology annotation, biological process: protein import into mitochondrial matrix. The transcript has 8 exons. Bases 138 to 818 code for a protein of 226 amino acids. Gene Ontology annotation, cellular component: mitochondrial outer membrane translocase complex; mitochondrial outer membrane. Gene Ontology annotation, molecular function: transmembrane protein transporter activity. NCBI's taxonomy places the organism in Eukaryota, Metazoa, Chordata, Actinopteri, Salmoniformes, Salmonidae.